CAUGACGGGAGACAAUGAAUGUGGGAUUACAUAGAAGUUGGCAUAAUUUUGUGCACGAAAUCUUGCAUUCAAUUUGUACAUGAUCUGUGUGCAUCUGGAUUGUGAAGUUAUAAACAAAAACAAUAAUUUCGGAAGGAAUUUAAGCGUCCGGUUCUCACAAAUGCUGUAAAGGAUUAUCCCGACUAGUUUCCCAGUGCGGUUCAAGGAUCUCUUUGUUAAAAGAAGACACAGUCGGUGCAACAUGAAGCCGAAAAUUUGAGGUGUUUUUGCCAUUUCUGUGGAGAUUUAACUAGAAAGUCUAGAUCAUCGACAUCGCUCUUUUACACAGCAGGAACCUGGAAUUACAACUUGGGUACAAAAGAAAUCCUACACUUGGGAUGUUUUUAUCAACAUUAUUAUGAAGAAUUACGACUUCAAACUAAUGUAGCCAGCUUUAAUCAGGAUUUUUUGGUGACAGAAGUGGUUUAAAUCAGCUGCAAGAUGGCGGCGGACUCGUCGUACGAUUGGGCAUAUUCCAUGGUGGAUUCAUCCAGAGUGUCCACAUUUGUCAUCUCCAUCUUGCUUAUUGUCUACGGCAGCUUCAGAUCUUUGAAUAUGGAUCAAGAAGAAAAGGAGAAGAAUUUAAAAGAAGACAAAGACGCUUCAGCACAAGGUCCCAAUCCAAAUGCUGCUCCAGUAAAUGAAAAUGUUCAUAGUAUAGAUACAACUCAAGCGAUGUUUUUGCCCGUCGGCGCUUCCAUCUCUCUUCUUGUUAUGUUUUUCUUCUUUGAUUCAAUGCAAAUGGUGUUUGCUGUUUGCACAGCAGUAUUAGCUACAGUAGCCUUUGCGUUCCUUCUGUUGCCGAUGUGCCAGUAUUUAUUAAGGCCUUGCUCCAAUGGAACAAAGAUUUCAUUUGGAUGUUGCGGUCGAUUCACAUCUGCCGAAAUAAUGUCAUUUUGUCUUGCUGUGAUGUUGGUGUUCUUGUGGGUCAUGACAGGUCAUUGGCUGCUCAUGGAUGCGCUAGCCAUGGGUCUGUGUGUUACAAUGAUAGCAUUUGUUCGCCUACCAAGCCUCAAAGUCUCUACGUUACUCCUGACUGGUCUUCUCAUUUAUGAUGUCUUCUGGGUUUUCUUCUCUACUUAUAUAUUUAACGCAAAUGUGAUGGUCAAGGUUGCCAUGAGGCCUGCAGACAACCCGCUUGGGGUUGUAGCUAGGAAACUGAACAUGCCUGCAGUAAUCAAGGAAGCUCCUCAACUUUCACUGCCUGGUAAACUUAUUUUCCCAAGCAGCCUACACAACUCGGGUCAUUUCUCAAUGCUAGGACUAGGUGACAUAGUCAUGCCUGGUCUUCUCUUGUGCUUUGUCAUGCGUUAUGAUAAUUACAAACGUCAGGCAGCAGAGGGCGCCACAGCAGCCCCUCUUAUUGCUCCAAACAGCUUGACUCAAAGAGUUACCUACUUCCACUGCUCACUCAUUGGCUAUUUUGUUGGUUUACUGACGGCUACAAUAUCAUCUGAAGUUUACAAAGCAGCUCAACCAGCUUUGCUGUAUCUUGUCCCUUUCACACUCCUGCCAUUACUCCUUAUGGCCUACCUCAAGGGUGACUUGAAACGUAUGUGGCAUGAGCCAUUCAUCAAGGGACAACCCAACAAGUACACAGAAGUAUGACAACAAGCCAAACUACAUCCUGUAUAAAACAGAUCCAACUGGAUUGGACAUGGUGGAAAAAACCAACCAAAUAUACCGACCUUUCAUCUGGACAUAAAAAAAAGAAAGUAAUAACAAAGAAUGAUGGUUGAAUGGAAGAGAUUACCGGAGACUUGAUGUCAUUGUACAGUAUUCAACCAGACAUGUUACUCUCAUGGCUAAUUGGUAUAUCACCAUGGUAACAAAAGGAUGAACAUGGACAUGUCACUCAUCAAGGAAGUAGUAUGUCGCCAUGGUAACGUAAAGGUGGACAUAUUUAAUGUAUCAAGGCUGAAAUUAUUGUGGAAUUAAACUUCUUAAGGUUUGGCGCUUUGAGUGAAAUCAUGUUAUUGUUGUAAUGUGAGCUUGGCUAAAGAAAUAACUGAUGCCAUCACCAUGGUAGCCUCCAGUGGAAAUAUCCAGGGUCGACUUCAUCUGUGGACAGUUGCAGUCUUUUUAUACAGAGUUGUAGAGGACAGAAAAGGAAAGAAUGUUUAGUUUUCUGUGGAUUGUUUGAGGUGGAUUUCUCAUCAUUGAUGUAACGAGGUAAUCAUGUAUUGUGAAUAUCAAUGCCUUUGUGCAUGACAAUGUGGAGAUCCUUUGGCCAAACCUUGCCCUGACAAAAGCUAUCAGGAGUUGUCAGUAAGUUGGACAUCAAAGAGGAGCAUCUUGAAACAAUCUGUAUAGUAGCAAGAUCUAUGACUCAACAUCUUUACAUGGAACCGGUUUAUGAUGAAAGAUUGAAGGAGUUGGAAAGAGACACCACAAUCCAUGAAAGGACUCAGGAGUGUUUUGGACUUCCAGAGAGUUGGCUCACUCUUAUAGAAAACAAAACAAAAAGGAAAUACUUGUCAUUGUUGCUUUAUGGCAGUGUUAAUAUAGACUGAACUGUAUCCUAUGUGCAAAGUGGUUUCACAACCUGGUAAAUAAGAACACAUAAACAAGCAGACAUGCUUUUAAUAAUGUUUAAAUGCUUUGAUUUCAUCCACAGACAAGCAAAAUCAAACAGUCGUCCAUUAUUUCCGCUGUUUUGUUUUUGUGGCUAGCAUUUGUGGGAAUCAAGCGUCAAAUUGCUAGUAAUAUUACUAAAGUCAGUAUAUAUAUAUUCUGAUAAUUUAUAGGUAAUCUCUGUAGAGUUUUUUAUGUGUAUAUGUAGGGAGUUCAUUGCAAGUCUUACAAGGUUUGUAGAAGACGUUUAGUAAGACUUUCAAUACCUUUAAUAGAGUCGGAUUCAAUGGUGGAAAGGGUUACAAGCUCGAUUAUACAUACUUUGUUCCCUUUUGUUUUUGUAGUGGGGUAGAAUUGCUUCCAGGGGUAAUAUCGGUUCAGUUGUCAAGCAGAAAAGUGUAGUUUGUCGAGCAACAUUGACGAGAAUAAAGUUCCCUGAAGUGUCUCAUGAUAGAACUUCUAAUUCAGUGUGUUGCUAUGGUAACGGUCAGCAGACUGUAACUUGAAGUACAUAAAAAGUUCCAUAUCUGAGCUCCUCGUCUUGACGCGCUGGAAGUCGAAAGAUAGAAUGUUGCAAUUGUAUGGAAAGACUUUAGACUGUCUUUGUUUCAGACGUCGAUCUUGUCAUGAGCCAAACGUAAAUUUUAACCUGAAACAAAAAUUGAUUCAGGUUGACCUAGAGAGUCAUUCCUAAUUGUGUUGGUUUGGCAGGACUCUGGAGUGUCUUUCUGAACUGGGUGAAAGUUACCUCUAAGUUUUUCUAUGUCACACCCUAGACGCACAUCACCCAAAACUUUUCCUUUUCAUGUUUUGGUAUUGGGUUUUUCUGCUUGACAGCUGUUUACCUUAGUCCCGCCUGAUUUAGGGCUGAAUGUGUCACAUAAAUCAGCCGCUUUAGUUCUACUCAUUUUCUGACAUGUUUAUAUCCGUUUGUAUUUGUGUGUUUUUAAUCUGGUAUUACAUGCGGCAGUCCAUUUUUUUUUAUAACUAAUUACCGUUACAAUAAUGCAAUAGUGUUCAAGCAUAUCAAGCUGUCGAGCAACUCUAACAACCGACAAAUUUCAUCAUUCAUUGGAGUAAAUAAGCAGUGCCAUGAAAUAGGGCCCUGGUCACCGGCCAAAAUGCUAUGUAAGACUGAUCACCAGUUAUUUGUUUAAAUAAUAAAUACCCUAAUCAGGUUAAUAAAAUUUAGCUGAGAAUGUUGAGGUAAAGAAUGCCAUGACAUAAGACCCUGGUAAAGAUGUAAGCGUUCUGUUGCUAUGUAAACAAAAUAAUGAUCAUGAUUAGACUGUACAUUCUCUGAUGUUGAGCUGCAUUAACGGAUUGGGACAAUAAUGUUUUUACUAAAACAGCUUUAUUUGAAUCUGUUUAAUUACCUUAAUAUCGUUGCCUACAAUAACAUACAUGUAUUCAAUGUUGAUUCUAUCAUUGAUGGUGAUUCUUAAUUUAAAAAAUGAGAUUGGAAACAAAACCAUAUUUUGAAGACUACAUUUGAACACUAAAAAUGCAACUAAUAACACAAGUCAACUGUUGCAUACAGUGGCUGUAGGCCUACAUGUAUAUAUCUGUUGUAUCUUAAGCUACAUCCAAUCAAGCGACUCUGGCUACGGCUGUUGGCUUCAGAGAGAACUUUGCAGUUUAUGAUUUUCCAACAGUCCAAUCCUUGCCAAUCCAAAGCCAUUCAUUCAUACACCAAGGUAUGAUGUUUAUUCUAGCCAACUACAGAUGGAUUGCAUUAAGUUCCAUCAACCGCCAUGUUUGAUGAUUAAUAAUGGAAAAGUGCGCACAAGUCUCAGCCAACGAUAGCCUUUCAAACAUGCACAUUUCAUCAACGAUAGUGGUCAAUUUAGCGCAAUCCAUCUAUUGGUGUUUGACUAACUUUAUUUUCAUGAAUACAGGUUUGAAAGGUGCCUGACUAAUCAGAAUGUGGCCAAAUAGCACUCUGCACUAAUGACGACACUGCUUAAAAUACCCGGCAGUCAGACAAACAUUCCACCACUCAAUCACUGCAUAAUCAGGGCAUAAGACCGCUUAGCCAGUACACACGAGUAAACAUAAAGCUUGGACAUGUUCACACAUGUACAUUAGUAACAUUUGACACCUCUGAGAUCAUUGUAGUGAACUGUUAGAUGGGGCUCGACUUGAUGACUGAACUGCUAUAGCAUUAGAGGAGAGUUGUACUAGCAAAACACAACAAUAAGUUUUGCUUUACUGUAAAACGGCUACUGACCAUUGUCCUUUGUGUACUGUUGAACCAUGGAGGUCCUCCAUGGUUGAACUGAAUCCCUGCUUAUUUUUCCUAAUAGCAGGACUUUGUGCAGCAGAAGUUGUCUCCAUAUUAGCUUCACUUUUGUUUCCUUUCAGUUUCUUCGGAACAAAGGCCUCUUUGUCUUUCUAUCCUGUACUUUGCUGAUAUGCAACUGCAGUAAUCCCCACCUUGAUCUCUAGUCUUCAUCCCCAGUCUGUUAUUCCAUGUACAUGUAUGUCAUGUUCUCUUAGAUCUAUGAGAUAUGUGUACUUAACUAUGGCUCCACAGUAAUAAUACAGCUGUACCUUUUAGAGUAAUAGAUCAGAGAGCAAGACUAAUUGCUCACUACUGGCUCAUUUCUGUGCCUUGGAUUUGCAUUGAUGAAAACAAAAUGGCUGCUCUACUAUGUUCAGUUUGAAAAACAUACAAUACCAAAGGUUCAUUGAACCACAUAAAAGUCUAGUAUAUUCAACCACAGUAUGAGCAUUAAACCAACAGAUGUUGUUUAAGGUCUCCAAAUGGCAAAGCUUGACCAAGAAAUGUUGUGGCAUAAAUCUCUCAGUGCAAUGGUGUUCCAUAUUGUCAGUGAACUCAUCAUGCUUUUAGCUUUACCCAUUACUCUCAAUCCAAUGAUUUUAAUGAGUUUGUAACACAUCCAUUUCUCACAAGCAGAGCGAAGUCAUUGGGUUUCUUUGCUUGCAAAGAGAUGCAUGCUUCUGGGAAAACAGCUGGAAAAUGUGAAUCAAGAUGGACAAAAUCCAAAAUGUAAAUUUUGCAGUCUUAUUUAUUAUAUGAAUUAAUUUAAACUAAAGCAUCUUGUCAGUUUAAUGUGUAAUAGAAUCUUGAGUGGGCAACAUACUGUGUGUUUUUUUAACUACAUUUAACUGAUUUGAAAAAAGUAAGAUUUAAUUCUACAAAAACAGUAAAUAAAUCUACGGGAAAGUGUUCAUUGUGUGACCAAUGUCUCAAUGUUGUAUUAAAAAACAAGUAUGACCUUCAUGCUAAGCUAAUCACUUUACAAAGUAAUUUUUAUACAAGAUAUUCCCUCUAGUGUUUUAUUUUCUAAAUAAAUGGGGUAAUUUUGUCAAGACCUGGAUGUUAUUAACUAGAUAUGAUGGACACAAUACUAUGAUGCUGUUGGGUUUAGGUGAAUUGUCUCACUCAAACCAAACAGUGUACUCCUAAAGAGUCCGCCAUAAUCUUAAAAAGGGUUAACAGAGUUGCUAAGCAGGGAGCCAGUAUAACUAAUAUUACAAGGAAUGUUUGCGUGGUAAACACUUUCUGCUUGUACAUUGUCGUCAUUCUUUAUUAAUUUAUUUUCUCAGGCAUUUGAUGAUAUUUUGUUUGGGAAACAAAGCUGUUUGUGGUUAAUGACAGAUUGGUAUAAAGAUGCAUAUAAUAUGACGUUGCACUUGUCUGUAGCAAUUAUUAAAGCUGGAUAAUUCCAUCAGAAUGCUAACAAGUAAAUGGUGAAACUUUAGAAGACACUAGGUGGCAGCAGACUCGUCAAAUAAAUCCAUUGUUCUGGGGAAUGUGUGCAUUCAAAACACAUUUUAUUUUUGCACUCCCGAACCUGUCACUGUCUCGCAGAGCUUUUCAAUGGGGAAGUUUGUUUCUUCUGAAUCGCUUCAAAAAGGGAAUCCUUGAAACAAAAUCCUGAGUUCUGUUUGAGGACGGCAAUUUUCAACAGAAAUUAAAUUCUGAACAACAUCAUAGUACCUUGUAAAGACAGCUUCCACCUACAUGCAAUGUGUCGUGUUUAAGUUGAAUGAAGUUAGAGAAAAGUAAAAAUACCAAGGGUUUGAAAUUGAUGACUGUUUGUAUCUAUUUAACUCUAUGUCUCUUGGUGUCAGGUAGUAGCUCUUUCAGUUUAGGAUGUAGUUUUAUUCCUAUUCUUAUUUUUUAAAGAUUAGUUGCAAACCAUAUUAAUAAGGUGAAAAUAUUGUACCACUUGCAGGCAACUGCUGACUGAAUAAAAAUGGAAACUAAAACUAAA
Messenger RNA from Asterias rubens (European starfish), 6857 nucleotides. RefSeq names its product signal peptide peptidase-like 3. Bases 481 to 1647 code for a protein of 388 amino acids. The record is from RefSeq and is a predicted model, not a curated record. Gene Ontology annotation, molecular function: aspartic endopeptidase activity, intramembrane cleaving. Gene Ontology annotation, cellular component: lumenal side of endoplasmic reticulum membrane; cytoplasmic side of endoplasmic reticulum membrane; Golgi-associated vesicle membrane. Gene Ontology annotation, biological process: membrane protein proteolysis. Lineage: Eukaryota; Metazoa; Echinodermata; Asteroidea; Forcipulatida; Asteriidae. The transcript has 11 exons.